Molecule: messenger RNA, 3273 nt
Organism: Colletotrichum fioriniae
Lineage: Eukaryota; Fungi; Ascomycota; Sordariomycetes; Glomerellales; Glomerellaceae
Biological process (GO): protein polyubiquitination; ubiquitin-dependent protein catabolic process; positive regulation of proteasomal ubiquitin-dependent protein catabolic process
Cellular component (GO): ubiquitin ligase complex; cytoplasm
Molecular function (GO): ubiquitin conjugating enzyme binding; ubiquitin protein ligase activity
Source: RefSeq, a predicted model, not a curated record
AUGGCUACCAACGACCAUUAUGAUCUCUUAAUCUUGACGGACGCCACAGCGUCCAUGAGCAGCUACCUGCAAGCUCUCAACAAGUCUCUGCCCGAAAUUAUUCGGAUAUCGGCUCUGACCGACUGCUUCGACCGGAUCGGAGUCAUGGCCUACCGCGACUACUCUGCCUCCAUGUUGACGGAGUGGUCAGGAUGGUACUCGGCAAACUCAACGGCCGACGACACAAUUACACAGGGCCAGCUGCUUCAGAAGGCCAGUCAUAUCAAGGCGGACUCUGGUCCUUACAGACUUGAUUGGCCCGAGGCUGCAAAGACUGGACUGGCCAGAGCCUACAGUAUCAUGCGUCCCGAAGCCACCACCAUCAUCAUCCUCUACGCCGACGCUCCUCCCCACAUCCCGGGAACGUCGUCCAAGUACAGAACCACCGAGAUCGAGAAUCUCUCCAAGCCUGAUUCCUUCUACGGCUGUGGAAAGUACUUUACCGAUUGGAUUGCCGGCGCCAAGACCCUUCGGGAUGGCGAGAAGAAGGCCAAGGUCUUUUCCGUCAUACAGGGCGGCAUCGAUGACACCGUCGCCCCCUUCACUUUCCUCUCACACAUCACGGGAGGAGUGAGCUUCAAGCUCGAUAACCAACACAACGUUCCCACAUCGGUCGCUAUCUCGGAGUUGACCACCGGCAUCCUGAUGGCCUGGAUGGGUGUAGGGAAGGAAGGCGGUGCAGCGUCCGGCCAGCGCACUUACGCCAAAGUUUGUCAGUAUCGAACAGCCUCCAACAUCGAGGAUAUCACAAGCGAAGAGGACGAGGCCGUCGAGUUAUAUUUUGUCAUCGCUAAACACAUGGAGCAAACUGUCGUGAACAACAUAGAGUCAACGCCCACCAAGCUUGAUAAAUUGCGGACGGUCGUUGAAGCUCGGGAAACUCCCCUCUCGGACUUCUCGAAUAGAUACAAAGCCGAUGAGGUCUAUCGCAGCUUUGUCGUUGGCCAACUCGAAACUUUGAUCGCAGCCGAUGUUGGCACCAUUGCCAUCAACCCUGUAUUCGGUAGCCUAUGGCGAGCCGUCUGCAACGAUCGCGACAACCCGGCUCGCGACGGACUCAUCCAGGCCUUUGGGUACUCUGUCGACCGCAUCCCCGAACCUGAGAAGAAGUCUCGGAUGAAGGCUUGGCUCGAGGAGUCCUACGACUACGCAGCUGAAAUCUCGGGAGCCAUUGACAAGGUGCCUGAACACCAGAGAUACCCCUGCGUGUUUCUCGAUCCCACUGAGCAAUUCCAGACCUCCACAGACGACAACGGCGAAGACGCCAACGCUGAUAAGCGUGCCGUCACAGAGUUUACACGAGAAGAACUCCUAGAGAUUGGUCGCUCGUGCGACAACCGUAUUCUCCGGAGGCUCGGCAGAGUCCUCACACGACUGACCUAUGUGGCCCGCGAAGAGGACCUGCCAGCUCACAUUAGAGCCGACCCCAAUGUCGCCCGGAUUCCCAUGGCCCUCUCGUCUGUUGACUAUCAGCGAAAGUUUUGGAAGAUUCUCUUACAUCUUAUACUUCCUGGGACCAUGCUGGCCGCUCGUCCAGCCGCGCUGCUUGCAGCCCUUGCCCUGCGCUUGGGUAUUCGGCCCCUCACAGCCACCGCAGACAGGGAACUACUCACUUUCACCACGAAGUGGAAUAACUUGGACAUUCCCGAGACCUGGAAUGCUAGCUGCCUCUCGCUGCUUCUAGAUGCCAACGAGGACUACGAGAGACGGGUCGCUCAAGGCGUAACACAGCGUCCAGCGCCAGAAACUUGUGUUCUCCUUCAGAGUGACCGACGUCUUUUUGAGACUCUGGUUGACUACAAGCUCCUUGAGUUGAACCUCAACACAACCCUACAGGCCAAGAUUGGAUGGCACCCUGACAAGUCCAAGGUAUCUCUUGGGCCCCUGGUCAUAUGCAAAAGAUGCGAAUUCCCCCGCUCAGUCACUAUAAUGGGGCCGGAUAACGUCUGUGGCCUCUGUCCUAAGAGCAACAAGUGUGACUGCAAGGUCUGUCAGACUGCCCCGGAUCAAGAGGCCCGUCUCCGAAACAACGUGACCCGUGGUGAUACCGAAAAGACCGAGGCAACGUGGGUCGAAUGUUUCACGCCAACAUGCCGUGCUCAGUACGUCGUCUAUAACCCUCAGGCUCUUAACGUACGGGCAAAAUGCUACUACUGCCGACACCAUGGAUCCGUCGCAGCUAAAGACGAGAAGAUUCCGCGCGAAGCUCCCUGUGUCGAAUGUUCGCAGUGUCGAAACCGGGUCAUCUGGACAGAGAUAUACCGUCCUUCCGACCUUGAUCUUUCGGUCUUCAAGUGCCCCGCCUGUACAUCCAACAGAGUUACCGUCAUCGAUUUCGAAACCUCAGCCAAGACACUCAGCGGCGAGAACGGCGUCUCGUGGCUCCUGCGCAACGACGAUUCGGCGAUCAAGGACCCCUUUAACGGCCGAUCUCUGUUCCACACCAUUUCUCAAGUAGAAGAAUCGCACCGGGAAUCGCUAGCAAAGAACGUUGAGAUCAUUCCAGCAGUACAGCAGCAAGCGCAACUCACGAUUCGCGGCAAGGCUAUCCAAAACCAGGAUGACAUUCUUGAGUCCCUUCGCAAGUGGGUAAAAUCUCGGCGCACUGAGGCUGGAGUCUGCAGUUUGUGCUUCUCAAACAUCCGAAAGACCGAUCUUCGGAACGCAUGUGGUCGCUCUGGCUGUCAUCAGCAGAUUUGCAACGGCUGUAUGAAAGACUGGUACGGACUCAAUGUCCGUGGAAGAUUGCUCAACCUCGCCGCUCUCUCCUGCCCCUUCUGCCGCCGACAGCCGACCGUCAAGACCGUCUCUAGCUUUGGUAUAUCCCACAUCGGCGACCUGCAGACCGCGGCUACGGACAAAGAGUGGAUAUACGGCUGGUGCAGAGACUGUGGCUUUGCCAAGAAGUAUGCUGAGCGGGUAUGCGCUGUUGGUGCUCCCGAAGUUUCGAACUGGUCAUGUGAUGAGUGCAAGGAGAUUCAGAUGCAGGGCGCCCAGAGGCUCAAAGUUCGCGACUGUCCCGGCUGCGGUACAGUUACGGAGAAGAUGGGCGGAUGUGACCAUAUCACAUGUACCGUCCCGGGUUGCAAUGCUCAUUGGUGCUUCGCCUGCGGCGAGAACGUUGGCGAAGAAGACAUCUACGAUCACAUGAGCUAUGCUCACGGAGGCAUGUGGGGAGGUUAUCACGCGGAUGAGGACGAUUAUGACUAUGGCUACGACGAUGAGUUCGAUUAG